UCGAAAACUAAAAAAUAUUUCCCUGUAAAAUCAGGACGGGAAAAAAUUGAAUUCCGUCGAAAGAAGAGAAAGGGAGCAGCUAGGGUUUCAACACCCCCAAAUUUCUCGAAAACGACACCGCAGCGGGGAGCUCUCCUCCACCUCCAUCGUCACCAGCUUCAACAAAUAGUGAAUUUCUAGCUAGCUAUCGAGUUAGGUAAUUUGUUCAGGUCUUUGUUUAGGGUUCCCCUGAAAAAAUGGGGGCAACUGUAAAAAGGAGUGAAGAAAUUAUGGAAGAACAAUAUUCUCUAUUUUGCUGGUUCUUUUUAAAUUUUUCUUCUUUUGUAUAGGUAGGAAAUAGAACAGAAUGGAUUAUGGUGUGCCUGACCAAAACGUCGCCGUUUACGGCGAAGAUGAACCGCAGUAUGAAGGGCAUUACGACGCAGAAGAGGGGAACUACGGUUCAAUUGAUAACAUAGAUGAUAGUGCAGGCAUAAAGCAUGAUUCUUCGUCGUCUGCAGGAAAACUUUUCGUCGGCGGCAUUGCUUGGGAGACUUCUGAAGAUUCCUUCAACAGGUAUUUUAGCAAGUAUGGGGAAAUUACAGAUUCUGUGAUAAUGUUGGACAAAAUCUCAGGAAGACCUCGUGGUUUUGGAUUUGUAACUUUUGCCGAUCCAGAAGUUGCUGACAAGGUUUUGCAGGAAGAACAUAUCAUUGAUGGUAGAGCGGUUGAAGUGAAGAGAACAGUCCCUAGAGAGGACAUGCAAGGUAGAGGAGGAGUGUCAAAGACAAGGAAAAUAUUUGUGGGUGGCCUUCCAUUGUCAUUAAGUGAAGAUGAUUUGAGGGAUUAUUUCUCUUCAUAUGGUAACAUUGUCGAGCACCAAAUUAUGUUGGACCACAAAACUAAUCGGUCAAGGGGCUUUGGAUUUGUGACCUUUGAAAGUGAAGAUGCUGUAGAAAAAAUAUUCUCUGAUGGUCGUAUGCAUGAACUUGGUGGAAAGCAGGUCGAGAUAAAGAAGGCCGAGCCAAAGAGAUCAGGGUUUGAUAAUUCAAAUGAAGGUCGGUUUCGUCGUGGAAGUAGCAGUUCAAGAUCUUCUGGCAAUUUUGCUGGUGGUUCAGAAGGUUUUGGUGGUGGCUAUGGUGGAAAAAUGGGAAGAGGAGGUUAUGGUGGUUAUGGAAGCUACGGUGGCUACGGUGGGUAUGGAAACUUCCCUGGAAAUUAUGCUGGUGGAGCUUCAGGAUUUUAUGCUGCUGCAGCAGCAGGAUAUGGUGGAUAUGGUUAUGGUUACGGAUAUGGUGGACCGAUGUAUGGCGGUGGUGCAUUUGCAAGUGGUGGAUUUGGGGCUCCCGUUGGUUACGGUGGAGUUGCUGGAUACGGUGUAGGUAAAGGCUAUGGUGGCGGCCCGGGUGGUGGAUAUGAUGGCAGUAAAGGCUUUGGAGGUAGCAGCAGCGGUGGUAGUGGAGGGUAUGGCCCCGUAAAAGGUUAUGGAGGUGGUGCUGGUGGCGGCGGGAGUGCGGGUGGAGGGGGGGGAGCCAGUGCUGGUGGAUAUGGAGGUGCCAGUGGCAAAGGAUACAGCAAUGGCAACGGCAACAGCACAAGCGGCCGGUUCCACCCCUACCGGAAAUGAGCCCUGCUGAACUUUUAGAGGUAGAUGUUCUGAUUUUUCGAAGUGUAGGACUGAUCUGCUAAGAAAAGCUGCUUUUUUAUUUUUUAAGUUGGUAGUGUUUUUACUUAUACUUGAAUUAUGGUGCCACUCGAUAGCUGUAAUUUUCUGAUCCUGGGAUUAUUAUUUUCCACCUUGUAAAGCUUGUUAUCUUUACAGGAUUAUUGUUGUGCUUA
Messenger RNA from Salvia miltiorrhiza (redroot sage), 1818 nucleotides. RefSeq lists its product as uncharacterized. Lineage: Eukaryota; Viridiplantae; Streptophyta; Magnoliopsida; Lamiales; Lamiaceae. Gene Ontology annotation, cellular component: nucleoplasm. The transcript has 6 exons. Gene Ontology annotation, biological process: regulation of gene expression. Bases 347 to 1606 code for a protein of 419 amino acids. Gene Ontology annotation, molecular function: RNA binding. The record is from RefSeq and is a predicted model, not a curated record.